AUGUCUGACAAGAUUGAGGAAAUCCAUGAGAUAGAGGAACCAACCCAGAGCCAGAGUGAAGAGAAUGGCACUUCGUGGACCAAAAGAACCCAUGUCCAGCGCGUGGAACGUCCUCUGCCAGAGCUUAACUCGAAGAAUGGAGACACUUGGACGUACGAUGAAGAAACGUACCGCCGAGGAGGCAUUCUCAUCCCGGUCGAGGUCCCAAGCGACGCCGCUCCGAGUGACAACGUGGACGUCAAGAGUGCAAGGCUCAUUCUUCUGUUCGGCCCCCCAGCUGCGGGAAAGAGCACUGCCGCAGCAAACGUGGCCGCCGAGCUUGGAUUCAUUCACAUUUGUCCCGAUCAAACGAUCGAGCGUCUGGGGGAGACAGGACCGUACAUCGCUUGGCUGGCGGUUGUCCAGGCCAUUGAGACAGAGGGAUCUGUGCCGGCCGAAUUGCUGUUUCGUCUGCUGAAAAUGGACAUCCAGAGACACAUGGAGUUUGGAGCGACUACCUUCAUCAUUGAUGGAUGGCCACACUGCUCCGAGGACUUCACUCUGCUGCACGAAACCUUCACUAUCGUGUCAGCUUUUCAGCUGUACGCAACUCAAGACACGCUUGAAAAGCGCACCAUGCAAAACCCCAUGACCUUUGAUGAAGGUACCAAACGCCUCAAGUCCUUCCGAGACGGAAUGGUGAGAUAUUACCAAGAGCUGGGUGAUCUCCUCACUCUGGACAGCUUCAAAGACGUUCUGAUCCCGAUGAGCGCCGAACACGAUUACCAGGUCUUCUACCCACAGAUCAAGUUCAUCAUCGAGAAAAGACUUGCUCGGGUUGAGGCUGCUUCGGAACUCGCACAGACUGAGACCUCGUCGGAAGAGCAUGAGCAUGAGCAUGAGCCCAAGCCCGUUGGAGAUGAAAACCUUGAAUAG
Messenger RNA from Aspergillus lentulus, 915 nucleotides. RefSeq names its product adenylate kinase family protein. The record is from RefSeq and is a predicted model, not a curated record. NCBI's taxonomy places the organism in Eukaryota, Fungi, Ascomycota, Eurotiomycetes, Eurotiales, Aspergillaceae. Gene Ontology annotation, biological process: nucleobase-containing compound metabolic process. Gene Ontology annotation, molecular function: ATP binding; nucleobase-containing compound kinase activity.